CUGUUUACUGAAAAGAUCCGCCUACCUACCCUCGUCGAAACGACUUCGCUGGAUACACUGGGUAGUUUAGAUUUUUACACGUUUUUAUUUGCUUCACCUGGACAUUUUAAUCAUAACUUCAUUUUCCUGCUGAAAGAAUAAAUAAAAACCGUCAGAAUGGGCGAAUUAUUUGAUGUACAGCGACAGAACUUUUGGACUGAAUCUAUCCACAAAGAAGCAUAUACACGACUGGCAUGGCAUGAGAAGUACAGCAAGGAGUUUGCCCGUGAGUCUCGGGAGGGAGGGCAGGCAGCGCUCGCUAGGAGGAAGCGGCCUGAUAUGGUGCCAAAGGUGAAACUCAUCCCUGUUCAGUCUUUGAAAACCAAGAAAGCAGCAGCAAAGAUCGACGCUUCCAAAGCACAGGAAAGUUCAAAGAAGGAAUUUGAAACACUUGCUGGCAAAGAUCCUAAUGCACUAUUGGUUGAAAUGAGGCCAGUUACCGCUGAUGUUCGUGAGCAAUUGUUCCAGGGAUUCAGCAAAGAAGGAACAGGACGCUAUGCAUAUCUUCAGAUGCGAAAAUUGAAGAAACCAGAGAUGAAGUAUGAGGUUCCACUCACCAGUUCAUGGGAAUAUGGAUGGAGGUUGAAUGAUGUUGUGAAAGAAUUCCGUGCACCCACGUACGGCCGUUCUCGAAUCGUAAAAGACACCUUUUUCCGUACAAAUGGAAUAUUGUAGUCAGUGAUGAUAUACACCCUAGAUCUAGAUCAGACAAUUCAUAAUCUAAUGUUUAAGCCUACCAAAUAUGGUUAACUAGUUGCAGAUCAGAUUUUUUCGGCCUAGAAACAAUAAAAAACAAAAUAACUGCAUCAAAGAAAACAGAGAUUGGUCUUGAAAAAAGAAAAAAGCCUGUCAUGUCUUCGAUUCUUACAGGAAAAUGAGUGAAAUCAAGCAAACUACAGAGCCAGAGGGUUGAUUCAUGUGAUCUGAUUGAGUGAUUCAACAAGAUUUCAAUGCAACAUGCAAUAUGAUGUCCUGGAUUUCAUUCCUUUUCUGUUCUGAAAUGAUAUACUCUACUGUCUUUGUUGGACUAUAUCUACAUUACAAAGGGCUGCAUCGAAAUGUUGAGAGACAUGCAUAAAUAUUUUUUUGUUAUUUCAGCAGAAUGAUACUUUGAAUCUAUUUCAAUUUUAUCAAGGACUGGAUGCAAGGGGGGGGGGUGGUUCAGAUAGUCAAGAUUGAUAGAAAUACUGAUGAAUUAAAAAUAUGUUUAUUUAAUCAUAUGCCAAAUUUCAUACUCGUAUGUUGAAGGCAGAGAAAGUGUCAUACAUGUCAUUCUUCCAUUCAUCCAAAUGCCCACUUUCUUAUAUCAGUGCUAAAUUUAUAUAUGUGAAUUGUAUAUUUUUUCAUAAUUGAAACAGUAUUCCUGAAAUUUCACAAAUCUAUGCAUUCCUUUUCAUUAUCUGUGAUUUGUUUUUGUUCAAAUUUGUAGAGUGUGAAAUAAUUAUCUUGAGAAAUAGGACAUUGCUCCAACAUGUUUACAACAUAAUAUUGACCCGAAUGUUUAUGUUUAAGACAAAAAUCUUAUUUGAAAGGAAACCAUGCAAUAUGUAUCUUGAAUUGAAUAAAGAUCAUUGAUGCAGUUAGACAUUUAUACCGCUACAUGAAUCUAUUUUACAAUUUGAAAGUUUAACAGGGUCAUAAUAUAUUGGUAUGCAAUGAAUAUAGGCCUGUCAUAAAUUAAUGAGUAAAAUGGUAAAGAUUGUUGAGGAUACAGUUAAUGUAAUGAUUUGUUACAGAUGUUAAACAGAAAUUCCUUGACCAGCACUCUUUUGUUGUCAUAGAGCAAGUAAGAGGAAAAUGUGUUAUAUUCAAUCCUAUCCAGGUGCAUAUUUUUCAUUCAUUGCUGCACAGAUAUUUGUUGAUUUUUUCUGUAGUUAUAUGUAUUCAGAAUCCUUUCCCCCUUGAACAUGCUGAUUUACAAGAGAUACCAACUCGGGUGAUGGGAUAUCUGCUGUUCUAAAUAUUCUUUUCAAGUCCUUUAUCUGAGACUUGUAUGUAUGUGAUGUUUGUUCAUUUGGAACAAAUACAUGUAGGUGUGGAACAAACUAUUGGAUUUUCACCUGUAUAUCUUUGAACUAUAAUUGUGAAUUCAAAUUACAUUUGCUUAUUCCUCACUGGAGUAUGCAAUAAAAAUUA
Messenger RNA from Lytechinus variegatus (green sea urchin), 2175 nucleotides. RefSeq names its product protein ATP6V1FNB-like. The record is from RefSeq and is a predicted model, not a curated record. Lineage: Eukaryota; Metazoa; Echinodermata; Echinoidea; Temnopleuroida; Toxopneustidae. The transcript has a single exon. Bases 157 to 714 code for a protein of 185 amino acids.